UUCAGGAUCAUAACAACCAUCGCAAACUCAUUAACAAAAUAACCCAGCUAGCCUUUAGCCUUGCACAUUCAGAAGAUACGUCAAUGUCAACCUUGAAAUUUACUUCCAAAUUCCUUCCUUCCGGAGCUACAGCGGCUAGAGGUGCUUGGAGCCCUAGGGUAUUCGUCACUGCUGCCCCUAGACCAUUGCAAUCCAAAAAGGACAUAGACACCGCAGAGACAUGCCAGAAUGUGAAAGAAGCAGCAGAAGCAGUUAAACAAGGUGCAAGAGAAGUGAGGAAGACCAGUGAAUUCAUAAGAGACAUGGCUUCUUCUACUGCUGAAUCUGUGUCCAAUAUGACUAAAGAAGCCACAGAUAAGGUAUCUGACGCAGCAGAAAACAUCAAAGAAAAGGCUAAGGACUCAGUUUCUGGUGCUUUUGGAACCGCCAAGGCAACCACUGAAAAGAUCAAGGAAAAGAUCGUUGGCAAGUGAAAUAGAAUUUUUUACAUGUUCAUCAAGAACAUAAUACACAAACACUGAUAUAUUUAUUUCUUCAUUUUGUUUGUAAGUUAACUUUGGCAAGUUUUUAUGUACGUCUGUUUUUUCAUGUUCUUUCCAUAGCAAUACAACACUCUGCUUCUAAUGAUUUGCCAAUUAAAAGGAACACUGUAAUUAUGUAAUCUUGAAUGAGCUUGUGGAUACAAUUGAAUUUAUUUCUAUUUUUGGUUCUUGAA
This is a messenger RNA of Hevea brasiliensis (rubber tree), 715 nucleotides long. RefSeq lists its product as uncharacterized. The record is from RefSeq and is a predicted model, not a curated record. The transcript is spliced from 3 exons. Bases 84 to 473 code for a protein of 129 amino acids. NCBI's taxonomy places the organism in Eukaryota, Viridiplantae, Streptophyta, Magnoliopsida, Malpighiales, Euphorbiaceae.